This is a messenger RNA of Limulus polyphemus (Atlantic horseshoe crab), 2641 nucleotides long. RefSeq names its product vomeronasal type-2 receptor 1-like. The record is from RefSeq and is a predicted model, not a curated record. Gene Ontology annotation, biological process: regulation of synaptic transmission, glutamatergic; G protein-coupled glutamate receptor signaling pathway. The transcript has 4 exons. Gene Ontology annotation, cellular component: membrane. The coding region runs from base 217 to 1470 and encodes 417 amino acids. Gene Ontology annotation, molecular function: group II metabotropic glutamate receptor activity. Lineage: Eukaryota; Metazoa; Arthropoda; Merostomata; Xiphosura; Limulidae.
AAAAGUUGGGCCGACAGCAGCCCAUUAGUAAGCCCACCGGACUAUGAAUCCGAGGUUAUAUGGUUCAUGUAACGUUACUGUCAGUGCCGGAUUUGGACUUGGUGAGGCCCUAAGCUACAUAAAGCUUGGAGACCCCUUGUUAAAAAGUUACACCAGAAGGCCUCGCAAAAGGAUAGGACUGGAUCACUUUGGAAACUAAAAGCUUCAGAUAAAACGAUGAAGCCACAAAACGAGACUCUACUACACCUUGUUAAUUUCAUGAUCACCGUUAAAUCAUCUUUGACUCAGUCAUCUCUUUCAGACUUUACUGUGCCAGAUGUUGAUACUCGGACACCAAGAUCGUCCCUGAAAGACAGCAGUGACUUGUGUUUUACGGAGCAAUGUGAACGCACAAACUCGUCAUUCAGCGACCCCAUGCGGCUAAGAGAAGACUUAUGGAUAGUCCCACUGAUUGUAUUGUCGUCGUUUAAUACUCUUAUUAUAGCCUGCUUCGAAGCAUUUGUACUAUAUAAAGCUCACGGAACAUCGCCUAGCCGGAGACACCUGUUUUUAGGACAGAUGUUGCUUCUGGGUUUGUUUCUGAGCUCAGUGAUGGGUUUUGCCUUUGUACCAACAGCCCACUGGGUUACCUGCACAGUACUUCGGAUUGGAUUAGGGCUUGCUUACACUUUAGUGUUCGCAGCAUUAUUGGUUAAAAGUGUUUUUCUCCUAAGUCUUCACGCUGGUGUGUAUCUUCCAGCUUCUUACCAAGGUCUCUUACUCUUCUUCGUUGCUGUCGUACAGGUUGUGAUUGGCGUGCAGUGGGUUGUCCAGCGUCCUCCAGCGGUCGUUAUCAGUACAACUGAAACUCUUACCUGUAACACUAGUGUUGCCAGCAUGUUGAUGAUUCUCAUUUACCCCAUGUUUUUGAUCCUCUGUAUAACUAUACUGAGUAUUAAAGCCAAAGGAAACCGCGAGAACCACCGGGAAGCUAUGUUUAUUGGAAUUGCCAUUGGUUUCACCAUUCCCGUGUGGUUCACCUGGAUAUUGGUUGCCAUAGCAACAGAACCACGUUACCAUGACGCCGCAAUGGCGUUCGGAGUUGUUAUGAACGCCGCCAUCAUCUUCUUGGUGAUGUUCUUGCCAAAAGGACGUCAGUUAGCAGCAAUGGGACGAGAAGGUCUGUAUCCUGGAGAUCUUGAUGAGCUAUCUUCAUCUGAUAAUUCCAGCUGUACUCCAUCUUUCCUUCAUAUUAAACCGCCCUUGAUGUCACAAAACAAACAAGGCAUGAUAUUUAACCCGACCAAGCCUACAACGACAGACCGAAUUUUUUACCUACCGCCACCACUUGGGCGUGUUUGGAGGUAUAAUUAUCCUGCCAUUCCACACUUACCAGUCCCACCACCAGAGGACACUUACUUCUACCCCGGAGAGAGAAAUAAGGCAUCGUUCAACCCCAAUGUAACAUUUUGGAGGGCACCAUUUUACUGAUGUUUCAUUUGGUUAUGCGUACAGCAUCGGUAUCACCUUGUAAACAUUGCAUAGAUAGACACCGUUUAUCAUCAAUACGCAGUGUAUAUAUUGUGUUCAUAUAGCGCCAUCUAUCGAAGAAUAAUCAAAUAAAUAUUCCUGCUUGUACAAAUUAUGCAGUUUUUAAUUAUAUGGUACUGGUAAAAAAACAAAAACAAAUGUUAUAUAUGGACGAACGGUAGCAUCAUAAUGUUUAACAAGAAUUUAGUUUAAGUAUUGAAACUCAAAACUUGUUUUUUUUUCAACUUACAGAUAUACAAAAAUGGAGUGUUCUAAAGAAACGUAACUCGCUAAAGAAAGUUUUUAAUUUGAAUUUUCCCACUACAACGAAAAUUUAUUAUUUUUUUUUGUAAAUUUGCCCAUUUUCUUCCUACUAGUCCAAUCUGAAAGGAGAAAAAAAACUUAAAAUCCCAAUUUAAUAUUAUAACAGUUAACAAGAAAAACGUAGUGAAGUGUUUUAAUAUUAUUAAUUUAGAUUAAAAAGUGUUUGUUCAAAAACAAUGGCUGAAAAAAGUUGUAAUAUUAAAAGGAAACAACUGCCAUCUUUUGGUCACAUUUUGAAACAAAAAAAUGACUUUUUUUGUUGUUUUUAAUGCAAUAUUUUGUUUGGGUUCAUCACUUUAAGUUGAUACUAUUUUUCAAGUUUGUAAAAUGUACUUGAUUAAAAUCUAAAUUACAGGUUAUGGGAAUGGUUUACAAGUCGCUGUGUGUGUAUAUACCCUAUUCAAGAUUUUUGUUUUCAUGUAUGCCAUACAAAGGGGGGGGGUGGCUAUCUACUAUCAAUUUUUUUAAAAAUAUAAAGUAUUUAGCAAGAAAAAAGACCGAAAAGCUACAUGUUAUUUUUGUUGUUUUUCUGUUACUGUUUUAUGUAUAUAGACUGUAUUAAAAAAAUGUCUGCCAUUUUAAAUAGAAGACCAAGUUUGAUACUAGGAAGUCUCGUGAAUAAAAUGGUUGUUUGAUUUAAUAACAAUACAAAAUGUUGAAUGAAAAAAAAAAUUCCUGCUAUCCUCUAGCUGUGACUUGUAUAAAAUAUAGAAAGUACCCACUAUCGUGCUGUCGUAACGUUUAACAGUCCGAUAACUCGAAACAGCCCGCGUAAAUUUACUCGCGUGUGUAACUGAUUAUUUUCCAA